AUGGCGGCUCUGCAGCAAGUACUAAACCUUGUGCCUCUGUGCUAUGACCUCCCUUGUCUUCACGAUCUUGCCACACACGCAGCUAGCAGCUGUCGGAAACUAGUGCCUAACGGUCUCAGCAGAUAUUUCGAGAUGGUCGACGACCUCAGCACCGCUAUCAUUCGCCUGACCGAGUACAAGGCCCUCCUUACAAAUCUCAUCAUGAUCACUCAAGGCUUACUUCAUCCAUGUCGUACCUCCCUAACCGAGACUUUGGCUACCAUCAUCUCCCAGGCGGCAACUCCAUUUCUUUACGACCAAUCGCAUUCGACCAUACAUUACGCGUAUGGUUCGUACGCCGGUACGAUCACAAAAAGAACCAGGAUUGCCGGCGAACUCGAGCGCGCUCCACGGGGACGGGCGGCGGCGUGCGGCUGGGUGAGAAUCGGCGGAGAAGGGCACAGGCGAUUGGAACGCCGGAGUCGAAUCGAGGAUGGCCCAGUUGUUGGGAGCUUGAGGGGUGUGAUGCGUUUGCGUGGUAGCUGUGUCGGUACCCGAGUGCCCACGGUCGAGAUCUGCGGACGAAUGAACCAGAGCGACGAUCAAAAGAGCGGGAGGCGACAGAGCAGACAGGAGAAGGGAUGGUUGCGGGAUACUGAGAAGCGACGGGAGACACAGGACCGGGGGAGAGCCAGGAUGUGCAAGGAGGAUAAGGAGAGAUAA
Molecule: messenger RNA, 702 nt
Organism: Coniophora puteana RWD-64-598 SS2
Lineage: Eukaryota; Fungi; Basidiomycota; Agaricomycetes; Boletales; Coniophoraceae
Exons: 3
Coding region: 1-702 (233 amino acids)
Source: RefSeq, a predicted model, not a curated record